CGGAAAACGCCAACAAGUAGUUUCUCGUCGAAGGGCGGCUCCGCUGUGCGUCGGGACUCAGUCAGGCUGCCCAGAGAACCUCGUCCACUCGGAAACCAAAGCAGAACCACCUUUCUCUCGGUCUCGUUAAGUCAUGUCUGAACCACAGCGAUGGGCAAGAUCGAGAACAACGAGAGGGUGAUCCUCAAUGUUGGGGGCACCCGGCACGAAACCUACCGCAGCACCCUCAAGACCCUACCCGGGACGCGCCUGGCCUUGCUCGCAGCUUCCGAGCCCCACGGCGAUUGCCCGACCGCGGCGGGCGACAAGCCGCAGCCGUCGCCCCCUCCGCUCUCGCCGCAGCCACGGCCGCCUUCGCUGCCCCCGGGCCCGGGUGGCUGCUUCGAGGGCGGCGCAGGCAACUGCAGCCCCCGCGGCGGCGGCGGUGACCACCCCGCCGGCGGUCGCGAGUUCUUCUUCGACCGGCACCCGGGAGUCUUCGCUUAUGUGCUCAACUACUACCGCACCGGCAAGCUGCACUGCCCCGCCGACGUGUGCGGGCCGCUCUUCGAGGAAGAGCUGGCCUUCUGGGGCAUCGACGAGACUGACGUGGAGCCCUGCUGCUGGAUGACCUACAGGCAGCACCGCGACGCCGAGGAGGCGCUCGACAUCUUCGAGACCCCCGACCUCAUCGGCGGCGACCCCGGCGACGACGAGGACCUGGCGGCCAAGAGGCUGGGCAUCGAGGACGCGGCGGGGCUGGGGGGCCCCGACGGCAAGGCUGGCCGUUGGAAGAGGAUGCAGCCCCGCAUGUGGGCCCUCUUUGAGGACCCCUAUUCGUCCAGAGCUGCCAGGUUUAUUGCUUUUGCUUCUUUAUUCUUCAUCCUGGUUUCAAUCACAACCUUUUGCCUGGAGACACAUGAGGCAUUCAAUAUCGUUAAAAACAAGACAGAACCAGUCAUCAAUGGCACAAGUGUCGUUCUACAGUAUGAAAUCGAAACGGAUCCUGCCUUGACGUAUGUAGAAGGAGUGUGUGUGGUGUGGUUUACUUUUGAAUUUUUAGUCCGUAUUGUUUUUUCCCCCAAUAAACUUGAAUUCAUCAAAAAUCUCUUGAAUAUCAUUGACUUUGUGGCCAUCCUACCCUUCUACUUAGAGGUGGGACUCAGUGGGCUCUCGUCCAAAGCUGCUAAAGAUGUGCUUGGCUUCCUCAGGGUGGUAAGGUUCGUGAGGAUCCUGAGAAUCUUCAAGCUCACCCGCCAUUUUGUAGGUCUGAGGGUGCUUGGACAUACUCUUCGAGCUAGUACUAACGAAUUUUUGCUGCUGAUAAUCUUCCUGGCUCUAGGAGUUUUGAUAUUUGCUACCAUGAUCUACUAUGCCGAGAGAGUAGGAGCUCAACCUAACGACCCUUCAGCUAGUGAGCACACGCAAUUCAAAAACAUUCCCAUUGGGUUCUGGUGGGCUGUGGUGACCAUGACUACUCUGGGCUAUGGGGAUAUGUACCCCCAAACGUGGUCAGGGAUGCUUGUGGGAGCCCUGUGUGCUUUGGCUGGAGUGCUGACAAUAGCCAUGCCGGUGCCUGUCAUUGUCAACAAUUUUGGAAUGUAUUACUCCUUGGCAAUGGCGAAACAGAAACUUCCAAGAAAAAGAAAGAAGCACAUCCCUCCUGCCCCUCAGGCAUGCUCACCUACCUUUUGCAAGACAGAGUUAAAUAUGGCCUGCAAUAGCACACAGGGUGACACGUGUCUGAGCAAAGACAAUCGACUUUUGGAACAUAACAGAUCAGUGUUAUCAGGGGACGACAGUACAGGAAGUGAGCCACCAUUAUCAUCCCCAGAAAGGCUCCCCAUCAGACGCUCUAGUACCAGAGACAAAAACAGAAGAGGGGAAACAUGUUUUCUGCUGACGGCAGGUGAUUACACGUGUGCUUCUGAAGGAGGGAUCAGGAAAGUGUUGUACAGAAUUUAUCAUGGAUUUUUGACUGCUGAGAAAGGGACAGUGGAACUUAGCCAUACGAAGGAUUGUACUGGAAACAGACUUCUGCUGCUGAAUGUGCCCUGAUGUGACUAGGUUGUACUUGGAAGAGGUUCCCGCAUCUUCAUGAGACAUUUAAUGGUUAAAAAAGAACUGUAGCUGGAACUCAUUUGGUGCUCCCAGUAUGAGUGGUCUACUUGUGGACUGGCCAGUGUCCAUGAAACAACUGUAAAUAACAACAUGUGUGCAUGAGUUGACAACUUUGGCCAUCCCACAUCCUAGGAAGCCAAAUUCAUGGUCAGCAUCUCUCAAGCUUCAAUUAAGGCCCACAGCUCUGUAAACUACUUCUCAUGGGCCCUUAGGAGGUUGUGCUAUGAAUCACACAAGACAAUGGUAUUGACAUAGAAUUGGUCUGUCUUAAUUUCUCUUUGUUAGUUGGAGCCACUAACAUUGACUGUAUCAUUUCUCAAAAGCCACUUACAAUAUCAGCUUGUCCAUUAUGUUGUGAAAUUUUUAGUGCCUACUUAUCAAAAAUGACUUAUUUUUAGUUGUAUUUUUGUUUCAUUCUGGAAAGUUCUUAUGGCUCAAAAAACUCACCAACAUUAUUCAUAGUUUAAUUCUUUUGUCAUUGUUAACUUGUUUAUAAAUAUUACAAAAAUAAAAUUCUGGCAAUGAGAGUAUUUUUUUAUUAAAUGAUCAAGGAGCAAUGUCAGUAUAUUGUAGAAUAUUAAUCAAAUUAGAUCUGAAAUGUAUAUUUUGCAUAAAAGAGAUAUUCUUCGAUCAAUUACUUUUUGUGAAUUUUGUGGCAAAUGAAGCUUUUACUUGUCUUUAAAACUGUUAUAGUUAAAACUGUAAUAAGAAUUCUUCAUCUUGCUUAAUCAGUAUUUCCAGAAACUUAUUAUUAGUUCCUCUGGGAUUCUGAAUAUAACAGAUAACCUAAUUAUGAACCCCUGUAUUGUGGACCUUUUGUGAACAUUUCAAGUGCAUGCAUAACCUUGGUGACAACUGAUAGAAAUGUGACUAACUGAAAUGAAGAAUAAAAGGCUAACAUGC
Messenger RNA from Choloepus didactylus (southern two-toed sloth), 3003 nucleotides. RefSeq names its product potassium voltage-gated channel subfamily C member 2 (gene KCNC2). Gene Ontology annotation, molecular function: delayed rectifier potassium channel activity; protein binding. The transcript has 5 exons. Gene Ontology annotation, cellular component: neuronal cell body membrane; dendrite membrane; voltage-gated potassium channel complex. Bases 151 to 2037 code for a protein of 628 amino acids. Lineage: Eukaryota; Metazoa; Chordata; Mammalia; Pilosa; Megalonychidae. Gene Ontology annotation, biological process: protein homooligomerization; potassium ion transmembrane transport. The record is from RefSeq and is a predicted model, not a curated record.